CGCCCCGUGAACGCCGGCGCGCCGGAGCCGCCUCCCGCCAUGGGCAGCGCCGAGAGCCGCGAGGGCCGUGGGGCGCCCUCCGCGAUGGACGAGGAGGAGCGGGUCCGGGUGCUGCAGGGCAUCCGGCUGUCUGAGAACGUGGUCAACCGCAUGAAGGAUCCCGGCCAGCCUGCUAGAGUGGCACUGUCAGCGCCUCCAGCUGCCGCCCUUGGCUCCUCCGAAGGCCAGGAGAAAGACUGCCAGCCGCGCGGGCCGGAGCGCAGCGGUGGCCGGCGGCCCCUGGCGGUGGAGCCGGACGUCCUCGAGAGGUGUGACCGGGGGAAGGCCGAGGUCCAGGACCAGCCGCUCCAGGUGGCGACGAGGGACAGAGAGGCAGCUGCAGAGCCCCGGCGGGGGGAGGGCAGCGGGGACCUGGAGACAGAGACACAGAGGCAGCAGUCCGCCCGGCCGGCCAGGGAGCUGGCAAGCCGAGAGGCGGAGCUGAGACGCCGCGACGCCUUCUGCAGGGAGCAGCUGGGGCGCCUGGAGAGGCAGAAUGUCGAGACGUACAGACUGUCUUCACAGCAGUUCCAUGAGGCAGCCUCCAAGGUGGAGGGCGCGAUCAGGUAGCGGAACGCAUCUUGAGGAGUUACGAAAAGUUAUGAAGGGUGAUUAUGUAGCCUAGGACAUCUCCAGCACGGAUUGAACAGAACUGUUCGGAAGGUAAAAUGCAUUCCCGAGCGGGCGGAACCCUGCUGGUCUGGGGAGGACAGCCGGGCUCCAGUUCUUGCUGGGGCUCGGCCCAGGCGUCCGCGUUGUUUCCACGUCGGGAAGGCCUGGCCCCUCCCGUGCGCUGUGUGUGCUUGGCCUGUGCAGAGGGGUCACGUGCGACACCACGCAGCAAGCCCAGCCGGGGCCGGGGCUUCUGUGGGCGGGGGAGGCAGACAGGAGGGCGGCCCUGGCACUCGGCGCAUGCUUCCUGGACGAUGUCACAUCACUCCCUGUCCCCGUUCUGUGGACAGGAGCGUGGGGAGUCCUGCCGUGAACGGGCUUCCCAAGCGGAUGGCGCUGGUGGGCAGGAGAGACAGGUCGCUCAGGCCCCGCUGCCGGGCGUCCCGCGUCCGUGGAGUCCGCCCACGGGGAGGGGGCGUGAGUGCCGGGUCUGGGCUGUAUCCGAAGCCUUGGGAAGCCAUCGGAAGCGUCGGCUCUGAACUGCCAGGAGCAGACGUGUUUCAGAGCGAUGGCUCUAGAGGCAGCGGAGGAGCCUGUUGAGCCCGAGCUGCCGUCCUGCCCUCGGGUGUUGGUUGCUGUUAAACGCGAGUGUCUCCGUCCCAACUCAGGCCCCUUUCACCCUGUUGUGCCAGCCUGUCUCUCAGUGUGUGUGUGUGUGUGUACGCGUGGCGGGGCCGUGUAUACGCCGGGGAGAGGAGGGAGGGUGCCCUGAGAUGGUGUCCUGCCCUGCAGCCGCUAGCCGGUGACCCCUGUGACGUGUGACCUUGGGGAAGGCAGGGUCGCACCCCUCACAGACCUGGUAGCGAUGGGACAGGUGGGAUGCCGCCGCCACACGCUGGGCUGCUAGCAGUAGGCGCGUAUCCCUUUUGCUCUGUGAGCAACCUGAUUUCUAGUUCAGAAUUUCCAGAUAAGCAGUCCUUUAUUUGCUCCUAACUCAACAAAGGUUUGGCUCCUCCUUUGCGUGCAAACCCUUUACUCAGCCUUGCGCACACACCUGUCUUUGUCCUCUGUAACUGUGUGCGUGUACAGACAAACACGGUAACACUGUGAGCAGUGCACUUGUGAAUCCAUCCAGAUCUAUAACGUGGGAAUUUGGUGUCUACACAUGGAUGUGCUGUUUCCCGUAGCACCUUGAAGUCCUCAGAGAUGAAAAUAGCCAGAUGAUUAUGUAUCUUUACAGUUUUCAAAAUGAAAAACAGUUUUGUCUUCUGAUGAGAAAGAUGAUGUGUGAAUGUUUGUAAAAAUAUCAAACGAUGCAGAUAAAUAUUAAAAAGUUAAUAAAACCCCCAGUUUGCCCUGCUUCUGUUUUGAUGGCGUCACCCUGAGCUCAGCACACACACGAUUGGAUGUAAGUGGGCUCGUGGGCUCCUGGAAACAAACACAUCACCUCCCUCGUCCGCGAUCCGUGGGCCUUGUCCAUGUCAGUAAAUGUGGAUUUACAUGCUCACUUUUAAUACCACGUUGUUCUUCUAGAGGGUCGGAGUUUAUGUAAUCGAUCGCUUGUUGAUGAAUCCUGGGGAGCUCUCAGGGUUUUUUUUCACCAAUAUAUGGCAACUGUGACGAACAGCUUUAUCUGACGUUGUGCACUUAUUUGUUUAAGUCCUUCUAGAGGGAAUUGUGGGGUCACACACAGACCGCGUGUUAUACACGUAUGUUUAUGUGCUGACCUUUUACCCACUGGCUCUCCAGAACCGUGGAGGUUCUGUGCCAGUCCCCACUCCAAACAGUGAUGCUGGACGGGGCCCGCUUCCCCAAGCACAGGAUUCUAACAGUGUUUCUAAACAACAUCUUUGUCAGUCUCACGACCGGCACCAAACCCCCUCCUUUCUUCCGGGAUCCAUGAGGUUAAACCCGUCCAGAAAGUAUCGGCUGUUUGCGUUUCUUCUUUUGUGAAUUACUUACUUAUGGCCUUUGCCCUUUUUCCUUAUGAGUUUUUUUUUUAAAAGGUCCUUGUGCAGUGGUGUUAUUCAUCUUUCAUUUUUGUUGUAGCUGUUUUUCGAGUUUAAUUUUUGCCCUUUGGGAGUUGCUUGGGGGACAGGGCGUUCUUGUUCAUUUUUCCGUUGGUGACUUGGGUUCUGUCACAAAGGCCUCCUUCCCACUGUACCCACACCUUUAGGACGAGUACCACUAUGAUUCAUCCCCCGCUAAGUGGUGCUGCAGACGACCCCGCUGUAGUGUCUUAGGUGUGGGGUGUGAGGUACGGAUCCACCUGGGUUCUUUCCCAAAUGGGGAGCCCUUUGUCCCGUCAGCAGUCAGGCGCUAACAUCCUUGGGUCUAUUUCUGGACUCUUUUCCAGGGCCAAUCCUGCACAUUUUAAAUAUGUAAUAAAGCAUAUUACACAGUGACAGUUAUUUAAAAUAUUAAAUAUCCAUCAGAGCAAGUUCUUCUACCUUGGUGAUCUUUUCCCAACUUGUUUUUUCAGAUGAAUUUAGAAUCACUUUGUCAAACUUCCCCUACCCUACUCCCAGCUGGAAAAAAGAAAAAAGAAAACCCUGGUGUCCUCUUUUUUGGGAUCGAUACAUUCUUUGGAAUACAUUCAGUCCCCUCAAACUGCCAUCCUUGUGUUUUAUUUUGUCUUCUUUUGACAUAAUUUCAAGCCCAUAGAAAGGUCACAAGAAUAAGAACUCUUGCCUUAAUCCAGGUGCCCAAUAGGUCAUGCCAGAGUCUGCAUCCUCACCGCCUCCCUUUUCCUGACACGGUGACCUGUUGCCCCUCCGUGUUCCGGUCCACCGUGGGCCUCCCGGGACCGUCUUCCGUGACCACACGCGGCCCUUCUGGUCGGGAAGCCCUCGCUGACUCAGCCGCAGACCACAGACGCAUCCCCGCUGCCCGGCCGCGCUCCCUUCCUUUCCGGCCCAGGAGUUCGUGCUGCACCUCCAUGGCCGUCAGCCUCCAGCUGCGACCUUGACAGUCUUUAAGGGUACAAGCCUCUCCUCCUGAAGGGUGAGCCCAGCCUGGGUCCACCCGGUGCCUCCUCGCGGCCAGACUCAGGCUGUGCAUUCCAGGCAGGAGGGCCCCCACAGUGGUGCUGUGCCCGUCCCUGCGCGUCCCAUCCCCCCCGGGGAUACGGCCCGUGACCCGGUCACGGUGGGUCUGCCUGGUCUCCGCACGCGCUGUGUCCCCUUGUGCUUGGUGAGAGGGUCUGCAGGGCGUGCCUGGGUCCUGGUCCCGCAGCCUCGGCCUCCAGGGACGAUGCCCCUCAGCCCCCACCACCAUCAGGGUUGCCCGUGACGGCCGUGUAUUUCCAUCCUUGCUUCGGCGUGUAUAAGCGGAACUAGAGGAAGGGUUUCCCUUCUGCCCCACUCAGGCCUUCGUUUGUUGUUUAUGUCAGACAAGAGUCAAGCAGGCGCGGUUCCUUGUUGGGUUGUAAUAAAUACCCCGUGUGUGGUGUCCACGUGGUCCAGGAUUCAGCCCUUCAGACAGACUCUCCUGUCCUUUUGACGCGUGGCUUCACGCUCCGAGUGGCCUUUAGUCUCUGUGCAGGUGCUCCGGCCCCAACCCGGUUUCGUUGGUGGGAGAGCGGUGCUUAGAAACCAAGGUCUGGGCGCGGGGUGUGCGCGCCGCUGCUGGGGUGCUCCCGGGGGAUGGACACGCACAGACGUGUGUGCGUGCGUACAUGCAUGUGGGUUCACGUGCACUCACACGGACGUCUGUCUGGGUAUAGGAUGUCCACACAGGCUCCCCGGUUCCAGCACGGGAGCCCCUUCCUCAGAGGGCUUGGCUCUCUUGUCCGCCACGUGCCGCACACGAGCUUCUGUGCUCAGUCACCCACCCCCCCCCCCGGCGGCGUCCCCCCCGCGGCUGCACACCCACUUCCUCCAGCUUCUCCUGCGGGAGGCGGAGGGCGUCCGUCCCUGUGCUCUGUCCUCGGUGUCUCCAGGCCGACGGGAGGCACUGCCCGCCCUGCGCUGCGCGGCUGUGGGCGGGCUACGUGGCUCUGCCUCCCAGCUGGGGCUUCCUCACCUCGGGUCGGGUGGUGUCGGGGUCUUGUUGGACUUCGGGGACCACAGGCGCCUCUCGUCCUGCUGAGGGGUCCCUUCCGGAUCAAAGCCUACGUGGCGUGAGGAGGAGGCGGACUGUUCUGGGUUCUCCGUGCGUGAAGACCCCAGCCCCUGCCCGCCCUCGGCAACGUGUGCGGUGUGGGGUGGGUGAGGCCGACAGUGGGUGGGGGUGCAGCCCACACAGCGAAUCAGCCCCCGUGUCCAGGGGUGCCUCUCAGAACACCCGGGGCCAACCACGGAAAGGCCCCCGCCGUCUCAGGAUGUGCUGGGGAAACCGUGGAGGGAGGGGAGGGACCUGUAAAGACACCCCCCACCCGCCAGCCCUGCACUCAUCUGUGUCUUCACUGAGCUUACACGUAAGGUUUCAAGCGAGGAGACGUUUCUGCAGGUUGAAGGGGGAAAGCUGCGUGGGUGGUGGAGGGGCAGGGCCGGGGUGGGCAGGGCUUCCGGAAGUGUCGGAGUCAGUGGACGCAGGGGGCAGGCGGGAGGCCCCAGGGAGGCCCUGUGACGGCAGGAGACCUGUGCGGGCUGGACGUGAGGACUGGACGGCAGUGGGGGCGGGGCAGGCCAGGGGCCCAAGGCCCGGGUUUCAGUCCUGUCACACAGGGGACGGGGGACACGGCAGCCUCGGGGUCACUGCAGGGAAAGCCCGGGGGGAGCAGCUGUGCCUGCUCACGUCAGCAGGUGCUCCUGCCCGAGCCUGCCCCGCCCCCCGCCGGCAUCGGGGUCGACCUCCUGCCGCUGCCCCGUGUCCCCUGGCCCCAGCGCACCCCACACCACAACCCUGCUCGGUGGGGCGGGCCGGCCGUCCUGCACUGGGGCGCCGGGUCUUGGCCGCCCUGACUCCGCCGGGUGCGGGGGGUUGUAUGGGCCGGCCCGGCCCAGUGGGAAGCUCCUUGGUUUGUGCGAGUCCGGUCGGCGUCGCGCUCCUGGCCGCUGCAUGGGCCCCACCCGCAGGGCUGGGUGCGAGCAGGCUCCCCCAGGAAGGGGAGUCCGUCCAGAGCCGGUUGGAGAGCAGGCCCAGGGCCCACCUGCAGGCCGCAGUGGACAUCUGGCUGGUCAGGGCACGCGGUCUCCCUGGGCCGGGGCCUGUGCUGUGAGCUUAGCGUUGGCGAGGACCCUGGGUGCUGAGCUCGCAGGCCGGCGGCCACGCGCGGGCACGCCCGGUGCAGCAGCCGUCCUGGCGGGUCUGGCCACAGCCCCCGGGCACCCUUGUUGGCGGGGGCCGUGCCAGUCCUUUGGGUGCGCAGGGGUGACACCAUCGAUCGGGGGUGCUUGGCUCCGGGCGGGGGGCAGAGGCGGGCCGCGAGCCCACGCAGGACCCUGGCCCACACGGUGCCCGUGAUGGCAGCCACGUGCAGGGCGGCCGGGGGCACUUGGCCAGCGUCCCCGCAGAAGUGCCCCGUGCGAUGCCUGGAGGGGCGGGCGCGUCCUGGGGUGGGAGCCACAGCUGCCGUGUCGCGCCGGCCAGGCAGACGCCCCAGCGAGGCCUCGGCCACUCUGCACACUGAGGACCGACGGGCGGGCCUGGGCAGGCGGGAGGCCUGAGCUGGUGUUUGCGGCACCUCCGUCCCCAGCACCCAAGAACCGCGUUCUUCCCGGGGGCAGGGGCUCUGCAGCAGAGGGAUGUGGGCUGGGGUCCCCGCAGGGUCUGGGUCUCGGGGAGAGCUUAGUUGGGAGCAGGAGGCGCAGCCUGUCCCUGGACGGCGGGCGACUGGCCGGGCCUGCGCAGAGAGGGGGGUUACAGCAGGGCGGAGGCCGGCAUCCCGCAGGGGCUGGCGGCUCCCAGGUGAGUGCGUCGUGAGGCCGGUGUGGGCCUGGGUUCCGGGGAGACGGGGGCCCCGCCGCAGCUGAGGCAGAGGGCGGGGGCAGACCCCCGUUCAGUCCUGAAAUAGGUCCUGGGCCCAGGCGCCCGCGUGUCCCCGAGAGGUGGGGGAGGCAGACUGGGGGGACGGGCAGACACCAACCCGCAGGCGA
Messenger RNA from Hippopotamus amphibius kiboko, 6689 nucleotides. It is a transcript of the gene CHCHD6, whose product is annotated as coiled-coil-helix-coiled-coil-helix domain containing 6. Gene Ontology annotation, cellular component: mitochondrion; MICOS complex. Bases 40 to 609 code for a protein of 189 amino acids. The record is from RefSeq and is a predicted model, not a curated record. NCBI's taxonomy places the organism in Eukaryota, Metazoa, Chordata, Mammalia, Artiodactyla, Hippopotamidae. Gene Ontology annotation, biological process: cristae formation; DNA damage response. The transcript has 7 exons.